UCCAGCUUCAUCGCAGCGACGCCGACCAAGACGUCUCAUUCUGCAGCGCCUCUCCCUCCACCGGUGACUAGUGGAUUCGCUGGCCUCUCCCGUGGAAUCUAAUCUCGCCCAGAGCCUCCCGCCAUUCCUCCACUGCCUGCCCGACUGCCUUCCCGCAGCUUGCGCUCUUGACCUCCAUCUUCUCCCCCCGACGACCUAUCCCCCAUAUCCUCCGCGAUGGCGUCGGCCAUCUUCUUCCUGGACCUGAAGGGCAAGACCCUUCUAGCCCGAAACUACCGCGGAGACAUCCCCAUGUCCGCCGUUGAGAAAUUUCCCAUCCUCCUCAGUGACGCCGAAGAAGAGAGCUCCGCCGUGGCUCCGUGCUUCUCCCAUGAAGGCAUCAACUACCUCUACAUCCGUCACAGCAACCUCUACAUCCUCGCCCUGACUAAGAAGAACACCAAUGCCACCGAGAUCCUCCUUUUCCUACACAAGAUCGUGGAGGUGUUCACGGAAUACUUCAAGGUGCUGGAGGAGGAGAGUAUCCGCGAUAACUUCGUCAUCAUCUACGAACUGCUCGACGAGAUGAUGGACUUCGGGUACCCACAGACAACAGAGAGCAAGAUAUUGCAAGAAUACAUCACACAAGAAUCACACAAGCUGGAGGUCCAAGCCCGACCACCCAUCGCCGUCACCAACGCUGUCUCGUGGCGUAGUGAGGGCAUCCGGUACCGCAAGAACGAAGUGUUCCUUGAUGUUGUAGAGUCCCUGAACCUCCUCGUAUCUGCGUCUGGUAACGUGCUACGAUCGGAGAUCCUGGGAGCCAUAAAGAUGAAGUGCUACCUGAGUGGGAUGCCGGAGCUGCGUCUGGGUCUGAACGACAAGGUCAUGUUCGAGACUACGGGUCGCGCGACAAGAGGCAAGGCCGUGGAGAUGGAGGACGUCAAGUUCCACCAGUGCGUACGACUGUCCCGGUUCGAGAACGACCGCACGAUCAGCUUCAUCCCCCCGGACGGCGAGUUCGAGCUGAUGAGCUACCGUCUCAACACGCAAGUGAAGCCUCUCAUCUGGGUGGAGUGUCUGGUGGAGUCGCACUCCGGUUCCCGCAUGGAAUACAUGCUGAAGGCCAAAGCCCAAUUCAAGCGCCGCAGCACGGCCAACAACGUCGAAAUUCUCGUCCCCGUCCCCGAAGACGCUGACUCGCCCCGUUUCCGCACCAACAUCGGCACCGUGCACUACGCGCCCGAGAAGUCCGCCAUCAUCUGGAAGAUCAAGCAGUUCGGCGGCGGCAAGGAGUUCCUCAUGCGCGCCGAGCUGGGCCUCCCCUCUGUCAAGGGCGAUGACGAGCACGGCGGCGGCAUGACCGGUGGCUUUGGAGGCAGCAUGGGCGGUACCGGCCAGGGCAAGGCCAAGCGGCCCAUCAGCGUCAAGUUCGAGAUCCCUUACUUCACCACCAGUGGUAUUCAAGUCCGUUACUUGAAGAUUACUGAACCCAAGCUACAAUACCCCUCCCUCCCAUGGGUCCGAUAUAUAACACAAUCAGGCGACAUUGCUGUCCGCAUGCCAGAUGUACAAUGAUGUAAAGCGUUUUCUCUUUCUU
Messenger RNA from Aspergillus heteromorphus CBS 117.55, 1579 nucleotides. RefSeq names its product AP-1 complex subunit mu. NCBI's taxonomy places the organism in Eukaryota, Fungi, Ascomycota, Eurotiomycetes, Eurotiales, Aspergillaceae. Gene Ontology annotation, cellular component: clathrin-coated vesicle; clathrin adaptor complex. The record is from RefSeq and is a predicted model, not a curated record. The transcript has 7 exons. Gene Ontology annotation, biological process: intracellular protein transport; vesicle-mediated transport. Bases 217 to 1557 code for a protein of 446 amino acids. Gene Ontology annotation, molecular function: clathrin-cargo adaptor activity.